ACAUAUGCUUGAUGCAAUGGAUAAAGAAAACCACUCAAUGGUGACUGAGUUUAUCUUCAUGGGCAUCACCCAGGACCCUCAGCUGCAGAUCAUCUUCUUCGUGGUCUUCCUCAUAGUUUACCUAGUCAAUGUAGUGGGGAACGUUGGUAUGAUUAUCCUGAUUACAACAGACACUCAACUUCAUACACCCAUGUAUUUUUUCCUAUGCAACCUGUCUUUUGUUGACCUGGGCUACUCCUCAGCCAUUGCCCCCAGGAUGCUGGCUGACUUCCUAACAAAGCACAAGGUUAUCUCCUUUUCCAGCUGUGCCACCCAGUUUGCUUUCUUUGUAGGUUUUGUAGAUGCUGAGUGCUAUGUCCUGGCAGCCAUGGCCUAUGAUCGUUUUGUGGCCAUCUGUCGACCCCUCCACUAUAGCACCCUCAUGUCCAAGUGGGUCUGCUUGGCUCUCAUGCUGGGCUCUUACCUGGCUGGCCUAGUGAGUUUAGUAGCCCACACUACCCUCACCUUCAGCCUGAGUUACUGCGGUUCCAAUAUCAUCAACCAUUUCUUCUGCGAAAUCCCACCACUCUUGGCCCUUUCUUGCUCAGACACCUACAUCAGUGAGAUCUUGCUCUUCAGUCUGUGUGGCUUCAUUGAAUUCAGCACCAUCCUCAUCAUCUUCAUCUCCUAUAUCUUUAUCCUCAUUGCAAUUAUCAGAAUGCAUUCAGCUGAAGGCCGCCUUAAGGCUUUCUCUACCUGCGGGUCUCACCUUACCGGUGUUACCCUCUUCUACGGCACAGUCAUGUUUAUGUACCUGAGGCCAACAUCCAGCUACUCCCUGGACCAAGACAAGUGGGCCUCUGUGUUCUACACAAUUAUCAUCCCCAUGUUGAAUCCCCUGAUCUACAGUUUGAGGAACAAGGAUGUGAAAGCUGCUUUCAAAAAACUAAUUGAAAAAAAUAUAUCAUAAUAACACAAAAUGAAAAUCUGUUUUUGUCAUAGGUAAAUGAUAGUAGUGGAAAAAGAUAGGAAA
Messenger RNA from Sapajus apella (tufted capuchin), 1012 nucleotides. Its product is annotated as olfactory receptor 5AR1. Gene Ontology annotation, cellular component: membrane. The coding region runs from base 5 to 949 and encodes 314 amino acids. Gene Ontology annotation, biological process: sensory perception of smell; G protein-coupled receptor signaling pathway. The transcript has a single exon. Lineage: Eukaryota; Metazoa; Chordata; Mammalia; Primates; Cebidae. The record is from RefSeq and is a predicted model, not a curated record. Gene Ontology annotation, molecular function: G protein-coupled receptor activity; odorant binding; olfactory receptor activity.